GCAUCAUUUACGACUACAUCCCAUCAUUACAACCAAAUACAUUGCGAUGUCUUCCAAUGAUAGAUUUCUAGACCGUGUCUUUGCAGCCAAAAGCAAGGAUGAGUCGCGCCAGCUCUACGACCAAUGGGCAUCCAGCUACGAUGCAGAUAUGCAAACCUACAGCUUCACUGCGCCACAAAUCGUUGCCGAAAUGGUGCCAAAGUAUCUCAAAGUAUCUCCGAAGGACGCAGUCGUAGUCGACGCAGGUUGUGGUAGCGGCCUUGUUGGCGUCACACUUCACCAGUCUGGCUUCAAAACGAUUGACGGACUGGAUCUCAGUGAAGGCAUGCUUAAGGUAGCGGAGAAGACUGGUGCGUAUCGGAAGCUGGAAGUCACAGACUUGACACAAAGGCUCAACAUUGAGGAUGGUACUUACGAUGGGCUAACGUGCAGUGGGACUUUCACCCACGGGCACGUAGGACCAGAGCCCUUACCAGAGCUCGUACGAAUUGUAAAAGCUGGUGGUAUACUCGUAGCCACUAUUCUGGAGAGCUUCUGGAAAGAAUUUGAUUUCGAAAUGGUAGUGAAGGGACUAGAAGAACGCGGGAUGGUCGAGAUGUUGGAGAACAAUUUGCACAGUUAUAGGAAGUUCGGAGAUGAAGAAAGUGGAGGCCUGGUGUUGGUGUUGAGGAAGUUAUGAUAUGGUCUUUGUGCACGAUGGUCUCAGCAUAGUCAAGUAGUGUAUCUGAUCGAGCUUCAGAAAAGGGCGCACUGAACAGUCAUUCUGUCGCCAAAUGUGCCUCUACAGUCACUGUGCGAAGCACUACUUUGACCGGAAUCUCCAAGUAUAUCAGACCUCUAGUUGCUAAACCACCCCUAAUCGUU
This is a messenger RNA of Paraphaeosphaeria sporulosa, 864 nucleotides long. RefSeq names its product S-adenosyl-L-methionine-dependent methyltransferase. Bases 47 to 679 code for a protein of 210 amino acids. Gene Ontology annotation, molecular function: S-adenosylmethionine-dependent methyltransferase activity. The transcript has a single exon. Lineage: Eukaryota; Fungi; Ascomycota; Dothideomycetes; Pleosporales; Didymosphaeriaceae. The record is from RefSeq and is a predicted model, not a curated record.